Messenger RNA from Tilletiaria anomala UBC 951, 1852 nucleotides. RefSeq names its product ERG4/ERG24 ergosterol biosynthesis protein. Gene Ontology annotation, biological process: ergosterol biosynthetic process. The coding region runs from base 108 to 1706 and encodes 532 amino acids. The transcript has 5 exons. The record is from RefSeq and is a predicted model, not a curated record. Gene Ontology annotation, cellular component: endoplasmic reticulum membrane. Gene Ontology annotation, molecular function: Delta24(24-1) sterol reductase activity. NCBI's taxonomy places the organism in Eukaryota, Fungi, Basidiomycota, Exobasidiomycetes, Georgefischeriales, Tilletiariaceae.
GUUCUUCUCACCUUGGGCAUGGGAAUGUCCAUCUGGUGUCGCUGAUGCGACUCUCCACGACGGCCGCCAGGUUGGGACAUUCGAUCUCGGCGAGGAGAGAAACAAAGAUGACUUCGGAAGACCGUACUUAUGCGCUGCGCUCGCGCACGAACGAGAUUCGCAAACGCUCCGAGGAGGCCGCCGCUGCGAAUGGCAACUCGAACGACUCGUCGACCUUCGACGCACACAAGGAGGUUGCGGACAACAAGCACUACAAUCACCGUUAUGGCCAUGUCGACAUGCGCGACGAGCAGAUUGUGGGAGGCGGAAAAGAACGUGCUCUGACACACCAUGUUCCUGGGAUCAACAUCACCGAGACCGGGCGCGCGAGGGACAAGAAGCUCGAUGAGCACUUUGAAUAUGAGUUUGGCGGUCCCAUUGGCGUCACCGCCAUGAUGACGCUGUUCCCGAUGCUCAUGUAUUACCUGUGGAUCUGCCUUUGGUUUUACAAUGGCAAAAUCGUUAUUCCAAGUAGCCUCGACGACGUUGGCCCGUUUUUCCAGCGCAUGGGCGCGCACAUUUACAAUGACGCGUUCCCUACUUCGCGUGCACUGAUCGGAUACGGCGGACUGAUGGUCUUCCAAUUCGCCCUGGCGGUCGUCAUGCCGGGCUUUUGGCAGGAGGGCCUUCCGGUGCCGUCCCUCAACUACAAGACGCUCAUGUACAAGUGCAACGCUCUCUCUUCUUUUUACGCAACGCUCGUCGUCUGUGCCGGCCUGCACCUAAGCGGAGUUUUCCGGCUGACGGAGAUCAUCGAGCACUUUGGCGAGUACAUGACCGUCGCGAUGAUCAUGGGCUUCGCCGUCAGCUUUGCCACCUACUUCCACGCCGUCCUGACUCGCACUCAACACCGUAUGAGCGGCAACUUUGCAUACGAUCUGUUCAUGGGCGCUUCCUUGAACCCGCGCAUUGGCAACGUCGACCUCAAAAUGUGGGCAGAGGUUCGCAUUCCGUGGGUCCUACUUUUCCUCAUCAGCGUCAGCGGCGCCUGCAAGCAAUACGAGAUGUACGGUUACGUCACCCCGAACAUGGCCUUCAUGGUCUUGGCCACCGGCCUCUACAUUAAUGCCUGUGCCAAGGGUGAAGAAUGCAUCCCACAGACCUGGGACAUGUUCCACGAGAAGUGGGGCUUUAUGGUCAUCUUUUGGAACUUCGCUGGCGUUCCCUUUACUUACUGUUAUUCUAUUGUGUAUAUGGCGGCCCACUCACCACACGUGUACAAGUUCAGCACGCCGACGUACAUCUUCAUGUACUCGCUGCUGAUUUUUGUGCACUGGGUCUUCGACUCAUCGAUGGCGCAAAAGUCUCGUUUCCGCAUGCAACUUCAAGGCACGCUCAAAGUUCGUUGGUCCUUCCCCCAGUGGCCCUGGUCAACGCUGAAGGACCCUCGCUACUUGCAAACGGAGCACGGCAAUGCACUGCUCAUUGACGGAUGGUGGCAGUUUCUGCGCAAGCCCAACUACACGGCCGACUGGACACAGUCCUUCCUCUGGGGCGCCUGCGCCGGCCUCGGCUCGGUCAUCCCAUACUUUUACUGCCUCUUCUUCCUCGCCGUCCUAACGCAUCGCUGCGGGCGCGACUUUGACCGCUGCGAGAGAAAGUACGGCAAGGAUUGGGUCAAGUACUGCAAGAUCGUCCCAUACAGGUUUAUUCCAUUCGUCUACUAAGCUCGCUCUUGUAUGCGCGCGUGGAUUACCUGCCCGUCAUAUGUCUUCUCUAUGAUCAUUGUGAUGCAGUCAAAGAUGCUAUUGGCAUGCACUACUUGCAAAUGCACAAAGACAUGCUCGGGUCACCCUUCCUCUAGCUUGUGUAG